GUUUAGUCAGGAUAACAGGAUAACUGUCCUCAAAUUGAACAAAGUGAAAGACAUCCUCUCCAACAUCUCAGCUCGUUCCCAAUUCCUAUUCACCUAUAACUACAUUCAGACUUGAUCUGGUAUCAUGGCCGCCGCCCAGGUCCAGCUACCCCCCACGACGGGACCCUUUGGCGGCCCCUCGGCAUCGGAAUCCACCCAGACGAUCUCGGUUGCGCAAAAGAAGACUACCGUUCCGGGUCGCCAUGUUGAAACAACUCUCAACUACUACAAGCCCAACGAGGACGGCUCCCCUCCUUAUGCCACCUACGUUGACCGCCCAGAGACCUACGAGCGACCCAACGACGUACGUCCCGUGACGAUCCACGACAUCUCUGGUCAUGAAGAAGAUUUCACAUUGGACGGCCAGGGAUUCCAGGUCCAUCGUCAACCUGUUACCGAGAAGGACUUUGUCGAUGAUGACCAGAUAAAGGCUUCGUAUUAUCCAGAGACGGAGCAGCUGCUCAAGGACGUCACCGGCGCAUCCCGAGUCUUCAUCUUCGACCACACCAUCCGCCGCCCACCACCCGAGUCGGAAACCAAGAGCAACCGAGGCCCCGUCCAGCGAGUCCACAUCGACCAAUCCUACAGAGCCGCCCUGUCCCGCGUCCCCCACCACCUCCCCGAGGAGGCCGACCGCCUCCUGCGCGGCCGCGUGCAGAUCAUCAACGUCUGGCGGCCCAUCAAGACGGUCGAGCGCGACCCCCUAGCCGUGGCCGAGGCGUCUUCCGUGCCGGACGAGGAUUUGGUCAUGAUCGAGCUCAUCUACCCGAACCGCCGCGGCGAGACGUACCACGUCAACUACCGUCCCGCCCAUCGGUGGCACUAUAAGAGCGGCCUCACGCCCGACGAGGUCCUCUUGAUCAAGUGCUUUGAUAGCAAGAAGGAUGGUCGCGCUAGGCGUGUUCCGCAUACUGCUUUCGUGGACCCUACUGCGGCCCCCGACGCGCCUGCCCGUGAGAGCAUUGAGAUUAGGGCGCUUGUUUUCCAUGAGAAUGAUGAUCAUGAAUGAGUAGGGGAUGUUUGGGGGUUUUAAUUUGAAUAUGCGUAGCUGAAUGUAUUCGUGCCGCUCUUUUCGGUCCACGCACCGUUAGUAAGGUGGCUGAGUGUAUAGGCAGUAUGCUUCUAGGAGACGUUUGGCUACAUGAGGCGGGUGGAACUAGAUCGUAAUGGG
Messenger RNA from Sodiomyces alkalinus F11, 1210 nucleotides. RefSeq lists its product as hypothetical. Gene Ontology annotation, molecular function: oxidoreductase activity. The record is from RefSeq and is a predicted model, not a curated record. The transcript has 2 exons. Bases 125 to 1048 code for a protein of 307 amino acids. NCBI's taxonomy places the organism in Eukaryota, Fungi, Ascomycota, Sordariomycetes, Glomerellales, Plectosphaerellaceae.